This is a messenger RNA of Paecilomyces variotii, 1929 nucleotides long. RefSeq names its product Alpha/Beta hydrolase protein. Gene Ontology annotation, molecular function: serine-type peptidase activity. NCBI's taxonomy places the organism in Eukaryota, Fungi, Ascomycota, Eurotiomycetes, Eurotiales, Thermoascaceae. The transcript is spliced from 5 exons. Gene Ontology annotation, biological process: proteolysis. The record is from RefSeq and is a predicted model, not a curated record. The coding region runs from base 1 to 1929 and encodes 642 amino acids.
AUGGUACCUCAAACCGAACGCAAGCCUGCACCCUUCGGAACGUGGGAAAGCCCUAUAUCCAGCCAUCUCCUAUCAGCACGUUCUGUCUCACUUCUCGGGCUGGAUGUGCUAUACCAUCUCGAAGGCCGCCCCGCUGAAGGAGGCCGUUGCUGCAUCGUCGAACAUGACUUGUCACCAUCUGGCGAUAUUACAAGCAGAGAUGUCCUUCCUGCAGAAUAUAGUGCCCAGACCUCUAUCCACGGCUACGGCGGGACACCGUUCAUCGUGAACCCCGCUACAGGCGACUUGAUCUUCACUGAUGGCAGAACGAAAGGAGUGUAUAUCUUAUCUCCGGAAUCAGGAGAAGUCAAACCAAUUAUCGAUGUAGAUCCCAGCUCGCCAACAACACCAGUGCGCUAUGCGGAUUUUCAUGUCUGCGCUUCGGAGCCGAAUUGGGUCCUCGCCGUCGAGGAGCGAGGAGCAGGCAGUGACGAAAUCGAUAGAGUCAUUGCGAUAGAGAUAUCUACAAAAAAGCAACAUGUAAUUGCCGAAGGGGCGGAUUUCUACUCAAACCCACGCUUUAGCGCUGAUGGAAAGCGUGUCUGCUGGGUGCAGUGGAGUCAUCCCGAUAUGCCCUGGACAGGAUCCCUGCUUUAUGUAGCGGAUUGGCUUGGUGAUGGGAAAAUUGAAAAACCUGUUUAUAUUGCAGGGGAGGCUCUUAAAGAGAGUAUUCUCGAGCCUAGAUGGGGUAUAGAUGGGACGUUGUUCUUUGUUAGUGAUCGUACGGGCUAUUGGCAGCUAUAUCGUCUCGAUGUCGGGGCCUCGGCGGCAAGGAGGGUGAAUUUGAAGGGACUGGAAGAGGUCGAAUUCUCAGGAAGGAACCCUGCAUUGGGAAGCUAUACCUACGCCUCUAUGACUGCCACGACCAUCCUAGCAGCAGUCACUAUCCGAGCUGCAAACCGUCUGGUAGUCAUUGACCUCAAGACGGAAACUUUCCAAUUCCUCGAUUCAGAUCUUAUCGAAAUUCGCUUCAAUGCUCUCAGAAAGCUAACCGACACCAAGUUCGCCAUCAUCGGAAGCACAGCGCGAUUUCCCAACUCCCUGUACGAAUUGGACCUCGCUAAUCCUUCAUAUAAACGACUCAUCAAGACAUCUGCAGAAGUUGACCCGAUCCUUUCUACUUUCUUCUCAGAAGCCAGACAUAUCUCUUUUCCCCGAGUAUAUGGAGAAGCCCAAGGGGAACAAGCUCAUGCGUUCUUCUUACCGCCUCAGAAUCCGAACUAUCAAGGUACCCCAGGUUCCCUCCCGCCUCUGAUUGUCUGGGCCCAUGGCGGGCCGAGCAGUCAUGUCCCUCCAGGCUUGGCUAUGAGGGAUCAGUACUGGACUUCCCGAGGGUACGCGGUGGCCUUGCUCAACUAUACCGGUUCUACCGGCUACGGACGUCGCUACCGUGAGCGAUUGGACGUCAGCUGCGUGGAGUAUCUCGCAUCUACCGGGCAAGUUGACCGUACUCGAGCCGGAAUCAUGGGCCCCAGUGCAGGCGGUUAUACUGUACUGCAAGCGCUGUGCGUCUAUCCUGAUGUCUUCGCGAGCGGCAACAGUGAGUACGGAGUUGGCGACCUGAGAGCCUUGGCGGAGGAUACACACCGAUUCGAAAGUCAUUAUCUUUUUGGAUUGGAUGAGAAAAACCGUGUCUACAAGGAACGCAGUCCUUUGUUCAACGCGGAUAAGAUCAAGAGUCCCCUCCUACUGCUGCAGGGCGAUGCGGACAAAGUAGUUCCCCCAAACCAGGCCAAAGAUAUGGAGCAGGUCAUCAAGGAAAAGGGAGGAGAUGUGAAGUUGAUUAUCUUCGAGGGAGAGGGUCAUGGCUUUGCACAGAGCGCUUCAGUGCGAAGAGCCGUUGAAGAGACAGAGCAAUGGUUUCGAAGAACGUUGGUGAGAUCUGAGUAG